Aureobasidium musti is the source of this 600-nucleotide messenger RNA. Lineage: Eukaryota; Fungi; Ascomycota; Dothideomycetes; Dothideales; Saccotheciaceae. The record is from the annotation of a GenBank genome assembly.
AUGUUCGAAACCAGUCAAAACUCCCAAGAACACGACAUCACCGCCGAUGAAUACGACGUAGACGAUUUCGACGAAGAUUGUCUGAUUUACGCCCUCUUCUGUUUCAAAGACGUCCCUCUAGAGAUGAUCGAAGACGUCCUCCAGAGGAGCGUAGAGGAAGUGGGUGAAUACUACUAUUGGCUGGCCGAUCAUGAUUACUCGACCCUACCGCAAUCAGAGGACGGAGAACUGGGUACCAGGCCUCCUUUACCCCGUAGCUGGCGCUCUCCUUUCCUUGGUUCGUCUCUAGAGAUGGCAUUCGAGCAUGUCAAGAACGCCCCGGGGAGGCUGCUCAACAGGAAGCAUAUCGUCGUCUUAGACAAGGAGCUUUUCGGGACGAAGAAGAUGCUGAGAAUCUAUCGCAGAGAAGGAUUCGAGCCAGACUUUGCCGACGAGCUUGGGAUGAACAUACAGCCAGGAGAUAUUACUGAAGUGGGAGGAUAUGCUUAUACUACAAUUGUAAAGCUUAUUGGAUACGAUNNCGCGAGACAGGCACUUGGGGGUACCAAGUCAGUGAUUGGAAGUCUAGAGGAUUGCCUUUCAACAGGUAGUCGCUUGUAG